Molecule: messenger RNA, 290 nt
Organism: Racocetra persica
Lineage: Eukaryota; Fungi; Glomeromycota; Glomeromycetes; Diversisporales; Gigasporaceae
Source: the annotation of a GenBank genome assembly
UCUCGCAUGCUUGGGCGAGCUCCUACCAAACAACCAACCAGACCUAAACAAAAUCCCAACCGUAAUAGCAUUAAAGAAGACAGAUCAUGGGCCACCAAGCGCUGGUUCAUUACGAAACUCAAACAAUUACUUUCUAAUGAAAAUGUGGCUGGACACAGCUUUCGAGCAGGAGAAACUACGGAGCUUGUCACACAUGAUACAUCUGCAGCCACCCUGCAACGAUCGCAACAAUUCUCACCAAAGUAUACACCGACUGACCCUGGUCACAACCUUGGAACAACUUGGGCCUA